UCAAUGACCCAGACCCAGUGUGCGUACUUUCGCCACAUGAAGCGCGUGCGGCGAAAGUAGAUCCCAAAAAUCCUCUGGAAACCAGAUGGAUUGAUCUGCGGCCAAGGGUUGGUGCCUUGGGUCGUUGCCUCCGUUGCUUCAUGAGGGCUCCGCCCAAUUGCCUUCACCUAGCCAUUCUUCUUUUCCUAUACCAGGCUUCAUUGUACAGAGCAGAAGUGCUGGUGGUUCAAGCUGAUACAGACGUGAACUUCUAUGUGAAUGGCGUGGAGACGUUUCCGGACACCUCUUCCCCGGUGUUGCCCAUGAACGGCGUGCGCCGCAUCAACAUGGGGGAGACCAACGUGCGCAUCUACCGGACCUCGCGGACGUUGACACAGGGAGAUCUCAUGGCGAUGCAGGUGAACAGUCGGUUGGCCUCUGUCAUCAAUGUGACAGAUGCUUUGGGUCGCAACCUUGAGUAUCCUGCGUACGUUGGCGUGAUCUUGGUGGCGGAGGAGGGCUCCAUGAGCACAUCUGCCUUCAAGUGUUCGACCCAACGAGAGGGCACGGAUGAUUUGAAGACACCAUUUCAGAUGCCAGCCUUCAAUGAUUCACACUGGCCGGCGGCCUUUGAGCAGCCUGCGGGUUGCUGUCCUUGGAGGGAUCCUCUAAUGGCGUGGGAGCGCAUGGGUGCACGCUGGUUGGGCCUGCAUCCUUCCACGUUUGGAGGAAACAUCUCGGGACCCCGUGACAUGUAUUGCAGGUACACCGUGACGGGCAACGAACUGUUCACCCGGCUUCCUCUGGAAGAAACGCAGUUUGCGUCAGAGAAUGCGCCAGAGUUGACCAUUGUGGAGGUGAAGGUCUCCACAUCCAUUUCCAAGAUCGAUGUGAGCGUGGACCGCACGGCCAAUGUGUAUUGCGGUGUGGUGGAUGUGCGCUACGAGCUUCGAGUGCCCACGCAUAACGAGUUGAAAAGCUGGGGCGUUCGAAGUCUUGGAAUGCAGGGAUCGGCCUUUGGUUACCAGACCGUGGGUGACACCGAAUUCACCAACCAAGAGAUCGACUAUCCCGCCUUGUACCGGGUGGAUGUGGCGAAUUUGGACGAAUGUCAAAACGAGUGUUCCAACAUCCCCGAGUGUGCAGCCAUCGUUUGGUGGGCCCAAGGUUUUGACAUCGUGACCUCCACCAACUGUAAGCUGAUGAAUGCCAGUUUUAACGCUUCCGUGCGGUUGCCGGGAAACAACUUUGCUUCCUUACAAUUGAAGGAGCGAGUAUUGGUGCCCACCGUUUCCACCAUGACCUAUUCAGGCAUGUUGCUGCCAGGGACCUUGUACAAUGUCUACUGUACAGUGGAAGAGCCGGGUGACGGAUUGCAUUCCAACAUGAGCACCAUCACUGCCACUCGAGUCACGCAGAGAACGGAGGGCUGUACCGACUGUGGCAGCACGGACCCCCCUGCGGUUGUUAUGUUGGGUGGCUGGGCCAAGCAGAAUUCCGUGGGCGUGGUGGCUGCAUCCUCGCGCACGGGGCGCAUCUUCUGCCACACGCGGCAGAUCAACGGGACGGAGGCGGUGCUGGUGACGGCUGAGGAGGUACAAGAAGAUGGCUUUUCAAAUCUCGCCACGGUGGGUGGGCAGAGCAUCGUGAUCAUCAUCACUGGUCUCGCAACCUCAACCCAGUACCAGGUGGCCUGUGUGGCCGAGGCCGAUGGCGGGCUCUCGUCGAUCCAAGCGCAGAUCGACGUCACGCGGCGUCGGCUCAACACCACCAGUGGCGAGGUGACCAUUGGGGGCAUGAGCAUCACGCGUGGCGAAAGCAAAGAAGAUCCCCAGUUCCAUGUGAUGACCAGCAGCAUCCAAGCAACGAGGUUGGGCUACUUUUUCUGCCAGGUCUUCCCUUCCGAAAGCAUCAUCCUGAGUGGCGUGCCGGAUGUGCCACUGCUUGAGGACAUGGCGGAUCGAGGGAAGGUGACGGAUCUGCAGAAUGAUGUGGUGGCGGAGUUUGGGGAGUUGGACCCCAACAUCUCCUAUGAAAUUUGGUGCACAGCCAGGUACGACGAUUUCUCCAAUGAGACCGACGCGAAACUCAUCACCACUCCAUACCCGGUGGUGAGUAUUAUGUCCACCGUGGUAGGAUAUCAGAGCGCGUCCUUGACGGUCAGCGUCAGCAAGAGCCCGGGCCACAUCUUCUGCGACGCCUAUCCCUGGGCCCUGCGGCCCACCACGGAACGGCCAGCGGCGCCCACCUACGACCAGAUUACGACAUCUCCGUUCAGCACUGUGCUGGAACUCGAUGGCAUCAGUGGCACGGUGGUGUUGGACUUGGAACCAUUGUCGGCUGGAACUUAUUACGACCUCUACUGCUACUCCGAGUUUUAUCGGCCUCCACCUCCGCCAGGAUCCAUUCUCCCGCCCAGACAGGGCAUGACAAACCAAGAGAUCCUGGAGACGCGAUAUGGCAUCCACACCAUGGGUCCACAAUUCGACGACCUGGGCUGGGAAUGUGUCUCCGGAAGAAAUUGCAGCAUUGAUAACAUCCUUGGGGUGGGCCUCAGCUACAGAGAUUCCGUGAUGGUCCGGGCCGACGGGUGCCCGGGCAGAUGUCGAUGCAGCGGUGAGGUUGACCCUCACCGCAAGGGUGGCACUUGUUCGGCCAUUUCCCAAGAUCCUUUGGUGGUCUCUGGCGUGGGCAUAGAAGAUAAGCGCGACCCCAAAGGGGCCUGGUGUUAUGUGCCGCGCGGCGCCUGUUCCGAUCAGGAGUUUUCGGUCCUCUUUCCCAGCAUGACGCUGUCCUACAAGGUCUGCACGUUUUCUCGCUUGGUGGGUCCAUUCGCCACCAGCGGCCCAGAGGGUUUUCCCAACAACGGCCUUGCGCUGCGCAAGUCCGGCAGUCAGGGCCGGGCCUAUGACAUCAGCUUAAACUCUAUGGUUGCCCCGGGCGCCAGCUACAGCCUCUGCUGGUGCAACGGCACCGAGUCCAGCUGUAGCGCGGAGGGAGACUUCAGGACUCGGCUUGGUGCACUGCACGUGGCUGGACCCUCAGUGGUGCAGCGUGACAGCAACAUGACCUGCAGAACGGGUUUGCCAUGCGUCAUCGAACACUUCGCCGGCCACGCCUUGGAAGACGGUUCCCGCCUGGUGGUGCUCCCUGCGGACGACCGCGGCUGCUUCUGGCGCAGACAGUCGCUGGCGGAUCCGCCGGGCUUGGUGGACUUUCCCAACCUGGGGGUCUCGGAGCCCUACAACAAGUCUUUGCGUACGUAUUCCUACUACGGUGUUCCGUUGAUCAUGGAGGGCGGCGUCUACAACUUGUGCUGGUGCGGUCCGGUUCGCAGGACUUGGAACAUCGCUCCAGGGCAACAGUACCGCAUCCCCGACGGCAUCACGCCAACGCCGUGUCCUUCGUGGCGCGCGGACGACGGCGGCGACUUCCUGUCGCCUGCGGGGAGGCUGGUGGUCAUUGGGCCCAAGCCCAUCUUUGAUUUGAUUUCCUGCCGCCUGGGUGCGACGUGCACCACCCCCUUGGUACAGGGUCAAGGUCUUCAGGGUUCGGAUCGGAUCAUGGCUCUCAAGGACUGCGGCGUCCCGGCCCAGCCACCCGUGGGCUGGGCGGAUGGCGUCGCAACGAAGGGCGCCUCCUGGGUCAGCGCCGGCUGGGCCACGGAUGCGGCAGACUUCACGGCGCAGGACUUGCUUGCCUUUGGCGUAGUGCUUUCGGUUCUGGGUCUUACGACACCUGCCACGGAUGACCUUGGAGGGGGCCUGUCAAAUCUCACAAUGCGCGGUGUGUAUGGUUUUCCAAACUUCGGGGUGAGCGUGCCACAUGCCACUCCGGGCUACUUUAGCUGGGAGGGUCCCACCUGGGCCUUCGCGGGGACCUACCGCAUUUGUUGGUGCGGAAAUGAUGCCACCCUGAAGGGCUGCCAGAGUCCACAUGACUUUCUGACGCCCAUUGGCUUUCUGGAGGUUACCGGUCCCGGCGUCCUGCCCUUUGCGGCGCAGAUGUUCACCUGCAUUCGCUCGCGGCAGUGCGAACUCACCGGCUUGGUGGGCACCCAGCCAGCCUUCAGUAAACUUCUGGUUGCCAGCGCUUGCGGUGGUCGUGCCGUGCCCGGAAUGCCCCGCAAGGGCCAGUCGCUGCCCUCCGUGGAUGGCCGGCACUACACCUGGGGGCCGGAACGUGUGCUGUCGAACCCGGGUCGCUAUGCUUUGUGCUGGUGUGCUGCGAUUACUUCCUGCGACGGCUACCAGGACUUCGAAAGCUACGCAGCGGUAUUGCAGGUGAAGGCGCCCACCGCUUCGCCCAUCACCUUCUUCUGCCCCCUAAAGCAGAUCUGCAACAUCUCCGGCAUUUCAGGUGAGGGUCUCAAUGAUGGUGACAGGGUGAUGGUUUUGACCAAAUGUGGUGAUGCUGUGUUCGAUCUCGAAACCUUUCCCAGUGGCGCAGGUUCCCUGGCAACCUUUGACCAUGGCGGAUCCUUUACAAUCCCAGCAGGAGAACGGGCUGGGAAAUAUCAGAUCUGUUGGUGUGCCGCGGAGCAGCUGUGUUUAAACUCUGUGGACUACUCCGUGACGCUGGGGAGGCUUACCAUUGGAGGCCCCGAUGAUUCGGUGACCUAUCGCUGUUUCGAAUGGGAGCCGUGCUCCAUUGAGGACUUGGAAGGACAGCUGCUGUCUGAUGGGGAUCGCUUGAUGGUCGUGGCAGAUGGCACGGAUUGUUUAGGUGGCCCUGAGCCGCAGGUUGGGUUUCCAAAUGGUGCUGUCUCGCUGCCAGCAACGAGCAGCGGGAAGCAUUUCACUUGGGGAUCUGGCCUGGUCCGGGUUCCGACUGGAAUCUAUGCCUUGUGUUGGUGCCAUGCACCAUACAACAACGGCAGCUGUACAGAAGAAGGUCCCUUUGAUGUGCCAGGUGGAGCUCUGAGGAUCGGAGAUAGCAAGGAGUUUCAGUACGUCACCCGACCGGAAGAUAACCCUCCGCGAGAAGGGGAUGACGCUAUCGCGCUGUUACUGGCCGUACCUUUGCCGCUGCUCUUCUUCGGUGCCAUCUGCUUUGGCAUCAAGAAAUUGAUCGGUCGAAAACUGAAGCAUCAAGAUGAGACCCGCAACCCUUGGGCGGAGAAGCGCGGUCUCAACCCCAUGCAGAAACGUUCCAAGAUCCGCGGGGAAGUGCAGGAGGUGGCAGCGACGCGCGCGAGCAUCUCGCGGCUGGCGGACAGCAAGGCACGUACCCAGGACUUGAGGCCUAAGGAUGGCCUCUUAGCGCUCUACGGCAUGUUGCGACAACAUGGCACCAAGUGGGUCAAAAAGAAGACGCUGAAGCGUUCCAACGCUGAAGACCUGCGAAUGGGGCAUGUGAAGAGCAAUCGGAGUAUGGCCAGCAAGACCACUGAAACCUCUGGUUUCUCAGGAAAAUAUCAGAGGUCCAUUGACGUCGAGAGUUCCGAUGAUGAAGAACUCUUUGGGCAGAAGCCCAAGGCGCCGCCGAAAGCAACGCCGAAACCUCCGGCGUCCCUGGAGUUUUGGAGCGUGAACGAGCACCCACGGGUGCUGCACAUGUUGGAUGAGGAUGCCCAACCGCAUACAUUGGUCUCUUACGACCUGGAUUGACAGCUGGAGAAAAGUCUCGUUGUUUGAAAUGCCAAGCUGG
Molecule: messenger RNA, 5628 nt
Organism: Cladocopium goreaui
Lineage: Eukaryota; Dinophyceae; Suessiales; Symbiodiniaceae
Source: the annotation of a GenBank genome assembly